Messenger RNA from Entamoeba invadens IP1, 1878 nucleotides. RefSeq names its product gamma-tubulin complex component, putative. The transcript has a single exon. The coding region runs from base 1 to 1878 and encodes 625 amino acids. The record is from RefSeq and is a predicted model, not a curated record. Gene Ontology annotation, molecular function: gamma-tubulin binding; microtubule minus-end binding. Gene Ontology annotation, biological process: mitotic cell cycle; microtubule nucleation; meiotic cell cycle. Gene Ontology annotation, cellular component: equatorial microtubule organizing center; spindle pole; centrosome. NCBI's taxonomy places the organism in Eukaryota, Evosea, Mastigamoebida, Endamoebidae.
AUGAAGAUGGACGAAGGUAGUUCAAGAGACUUCGAAGACACGGCGAAACUCUCCUCUGCUUUUCAACGCUCUGAAAUAGCAGAAGAAGUUGUCAACGAACCAAUAUUGGUUGGAGAAGUGGACACAGUACAAGACUUAAUCUUUUUGCUUCAGGGUGUCGACCCUUUAUACGUGCGCGACAACAACAAAUUCCCACCUUUUUCUUCGGAUGUAAUUCCAAUACUAGAAACAGUCUCAACACGACUGAAAGAGUUUAUUUUGUUUAAGGCAACGUACACGCCAGAAAGUUUUGUUCAAAGAGCUGUGUACGCAACAGCAGAAACAAUAUUGAGAGAGUACUUUUCAUACGUCGCUGAGAUAGACGCGAGUCUACACCAAUCGGAAUUAGUCACAAUACUUCAAAUGUACAAACAUGGGUUGUACUGCCAAGACUGUAUAUCCAAUUUGGACGAAAUAGUGAGGAAAAGCUGCACGUUGAAAGGAGGAGAGUUGUUGUCGUAUUUACACCGAGAAACUCGCUCACCACAUAAAAUGCGGAAUUCUAUCGCAAAGAGAAUGCUAGAGGAAGCGUCUGUGCCGCUUUAUCAGAUGAUUUACGACUGGGUGGUCAGAGGACAAUUCACUGACCCUCACCACGACUUCUUUUUAACUAUUAAAACAACACCAGCGCUGCUAGAAACAACACAUAUUCAAAACAACUUAGUGCCGUCCUUUUUGUGUCAGAUAGCGAGUGGGAUUAAAUUUAUCGGAGAAGCUGUCAUAUUUCUGCAGGACAUCGGGUGUGACGUAAAUGAUUUGACCGAUGAAAUGGAGAGCAACAAAAAUUUAUUUUGUCUCGAUCAAACGGAGAAUAACAAUUUCCAAAUUUUUGUGAAUCAGCUGAACAACAAAACUCAUAAGAAGACAGUGGAAUUGUUACAAGAAAAGUACACCCCACUUGAACAUACGUUCUUGAUUAAACAAUACAUGCUUCUGUUUAGAGGAGAUUUUGCAACAAAUUUGAUUGAUUCGAUAAAUCAAACACUGACAUGUGGAACAAUGACACAAGCGGAUUUGACGUCGUAUUUUAGAUCGGCUUUAAAUCUGACUAAUUGCUUUACGGACCGACUGUGUUGCAGAGCAGAAGAAGGCGGUGUGAAGAACAUACAAUUUGAUGUGACGAUUUCAUACAAAUUACCAAAGCCAUUGGGACUGAUCAUAUCACAGAAGCAAGUUGAGACAUACAACGAUAUAUUCAAGUUUCUGUGGAGAGUGAAGUGUCUGAGGAUUUCGAUCAACAAAGUGUUUAAAAGGAUGUUUCCGUUUUUUGUAUCUUCCGCACUCAUUGAUGGGAUUCCCGUGUUUUUGCAUCGGUUCAGAAUUAAGUUUGUGGAGUGUGCGAGGUUUGUGGAGUCACUCGAAGAGUACAUGUAUGUGCACAUGCAAGAGUGUUACGACCACUUUGAAGAGGCGUGGAAAACAGCGAAUGACUUGUAUGCUUUGAGCUCCAUACAUGGUGCGUAUGUUGAUGAAAUAGCUCGAGUUUUGUUUAUUAGUUCACCCACGAUUUCAGUGAUCACGACAUCGAUUAUCAAUUUCAUAUUCACAGCAAUAGAGAAGUUGGACUAUUUCAUCACUAACGUUUCGAUUGAAAUUGAUAGGCGAAAAGGGAUGAAUCGGGUGGACAGAGAGAGGGCGGAGAAGUUCAAUAAUACUGUGGAAGAGAUGGAGAACAGAGUCGAUUUGGAGUUGGACAACUACAAAGCGUUUUAUAACCACUUCCUUUCAGCCAUUGACGAAAUUGACAACAAACAGAGUAGGUUUUUACUCAGGAGACUUAACCCCGAAAUCGAACAUGAGAUGGACAUCAACUUCAGCUUUGUUAUUGAUCCUGAAUAA